Hylaeus volcanicus is the source of this 6954-nucleotide messenger RNA. RefSeq lists its product as uncharacterized. The record is from RefSeq and is a predicted model, not a curated record. Bases 601 to 6954 code for a protein of 2117 amino acids. Gene Ontology annotation, cellular component: nucleus. Gene Ontology annotation, molecular function: DNA binding; ATP binding; ATP-dependent chromatin remodeler activity. Lineage: Eukaryota; Metazoa; Arthropoda; Insecta; Hymenoptera; Colletidae. The transcript has 21 exons.
AAAAAUUUUUUUUUUACAAGUUUUUCUCAGCACCUUUCAACAUAUCAUUUGAAGAAUAACUGGAUAAGGGACCUUUUUUAAAAAUGUAUGUUCCUGUGAGGGUGCGCCAUAACAUCAAGCAGUUAUGCAAGGUAGUGCUUUUAUGAAACUUGAUUCAUUCGUUUUUUCAGAAAAGCUGUGGUUUCAACGAAAAUAAAAAAUGUUGAAGCUCAAAUACAAAUUGACAAAUUAAGAAUCACCAUAUGAGGAAAUUUCCCGUUGCAUCUAAUCAUUGGCCAUUAUUUUUUGUGUGUACGCUACAGAAGACUCAGCAUGACUCUUUUAUAUUAACACUCUAAAUGCUAAGAAGAAUUAAAUGCAUCUAUCUGGCUGAAUAAAACAUUUUCGUUGGAGUAAAACAAAUUUCUUUGGUUUCCGAGACAAAAAAAAAAGUUCUAUUUCCUUAUAUAAUAUUUUUAAUUUUUUCUUUUUCUCUGUUUUGUUCCUAAUAAACAAAAUGAUCUGUUAUUAGUAGUGAAACACAACUAGUUUUUGUUUGUUUUUAGUCAUUUUGAUUAUUUUUUUGUAACGCUUCACUGGUACAAAAAAAUUUCAAAAUCAAUGGUUUUUCGUAGUUCAAGACCGUGGUGUUACAUAUGUCGGGAUGAAAAACCGGAUGUUGCCUGUUCAGCACAACAUUGUAAAAAAAGUUUUCACUUUUAUUGUUUGCAACAUACGGGGUAUGACAAACCUCUCGAUGGUUGUUUAGAUGAUUUCUUGUGCGAAAGCUGUCAAGAGGAGGAUACGGAAUCAAUUUGUUAUGUUUGUAAAUCUUGUGGAACAGAUGAUUUAGUGUCCGUCGUUUACGAUGGCUCUCCAAAACAUGCACAUGCUGACUGUUUGAAACAAGAAUCUCUAGGUAACUCUGAAAGGGAUACUCAGAGUUCCUGUGAAAAAACCCAAGAGACCAUUCGAACAACUUUUGUGAAUGCUAUUGGAGGAAAACCCAAGCUGGGUAAUGUUGAUAUUUGUUAUGUAUGUCAAAAAGGUGGAAAAUUGUUAUGUUGUGAUCUAUGUGAUCAAAGUUAUCACCCAAAAUGUAUUGAUUCUGACUUUUUGGAUCCAAUCAUUUUUGAUAAAGAUGGAAAAUGGGGCUGUCCUAUAUGUUAUGGAAAAGAUCCACUAAAAAACAUGUGCCAUAAAAGAUUAACAAAAAAAGAACGACAAAAUAAAGCGGAACAAUGGCAAAAAUGUAUCGCUCGAGAAAGUCGUCGUUGUCGAGUGAAUCGAAGUCAAUUCUUAUGCUCUUGUUGGAGUGCUUUAAAACCGUUUGUUCCACCAGAUAUUUAUCAGAAAUUGAAAAAGGAAGCACCCAACUUUUCAAAAUCGAAUCAAUUGAAAGUCGAUGAUCUGAGUAUCAUUUUACCUAAAAAUGAAGAUUCGGCUAUAAAGCAAUCUGUUUUGUAUCGUGAUGAAGCUUUAUGGAAGCUAGUUGAAGAGAAAGCCAAAGUGUCUGGGUAUGAAUUACUACGUCAAGGUGUGGAGUUAAAACCUUAUCAAAUUUGGGGAGUUAAUUGGUUACUUGAAGCUUUUUACCAAAAAGCUGGAGCCAUUUUAGCUGAUGAAAUGGGUUUGGGUAAAACAAUCCAAAGCCUGGCUUUUCUCAGCGCUUUAAAAGCGUCUAGUAUUUCAGGUCCCCACUUAAUUGUUGUUCCACUUUCCACUGUUGGCAACUGGAUUCGAGAAGUCCAUUUAUUUACACCAUCACUUACUGUCACUAAAGUGUGUGGUUCUCGAUUAGAAAGAGAACACUCCAUGAUGGAUGAACUUGCUUCCAUUGGAAUUUACGAUUUAUUUGUAACAACCUAUGAAACAGUCGUCACGGAAGAAUGGUUUUUCACAGAUCGAUUUCAGUGGCAAUGUGUUAUACUGGAUGAAGCACAUCGUAUAAAAAAUGAUAAUGCUCGUAUGAGGCACUCACUUGAUCGAGUUAAAUGUAAUAUGAGAGUUCUUUUGACUGGUACCCCAUUACAAAAUAAUAUCAAAGAACUUUUCACAUUACUAAAUUUUUUAUUUCCUGAAGUCAUUAAACAAAAUAAACUUGUCGAUACAUUAUUUACAGCAUCAAAAAAAAAAACAAAUUUGUCAACUGGUUCAACUCCGUGUUCUGUUAUGGCAAAUCCAACAACAAUGAUGGACCCAUGCGUUUUAGAUAAAGAAAAAGUCAACGCUUUAACCUUACUACUUUCUAAACUAAUGCUACGCCGAACAAAAGAUUUGGUUGUCAAAUUACCAGAUAAAAUAGAAUAUGAUAUUUGGCUUCCUUUAAGCCCUUCUGCUGGUUUAUGGUAUCAACGUUUAUUAGAAUUGACAGCUUCAGCUACGGAAGAUACAACAUCACUACGCAAACUAUUAGGAGCCGUCGUUAAAAUCCGUAUUUGUUGUUGUCAUCCUCGAGGUUUGGUAUCGCGUGACACACAACUUGAAAAUUUUAUACAAACAUUUCGCGAUACUGGUUGGUCCGACGAAGAAGUCAAUUUAAUUAAAGAAGACGCUAAACAAUUGAAACAAGAAAGCUGCGGUUUACAGCAUAUCCAAUGUAGUUCAAAACUGGUGUUUUUAGAUAAAUUCUUAACACAAUUACAUUCGGAAAAUAUGGAAUUCUGUCAUAAUUAUCGCGAAGAGUUCUUGAAAGCACAAGAAAACAGAAGACAUUUAGAAAUAAGUCGACGCCAUACAGUAUUGACAAGUUUAAUGAAUGGUCGCGUGAUUCCAAAUGUUACUGCUGAAAGUGUGCAAAAAGAAAUCGAUAUUUUAACUGUACCUGAAACGUGUGAUGGUGGUGGUUUGCGUGAUCUCCAUGCAUAUCAAUAUGGUAUCACAACAUCGGAGCCUAAAAAGGAUCAUUUUAUGGUAAAGUAUAUGUAUGAUACCGAGAAUCGAGACAAAUCAAGUGAAGAACCCAGACCUCAUAAAGUUUUAGUGUUUACACAAUUUCAAUUAGUUUUAGAUGAAUUAUCAGCGUAUUGUACUUGGCGUGGUUGGCGUUUCAUGCGCCUUGAUGGUUCAACCAAUAAGAUGAUUCGCGAAUUAGAUACUAGAGAAUUCAAUAGUCCUGAUUCCAAUCAUUUCGUUUAUUUGAUUAGCACACGAGCAGGUGGUUUAGGUAUCAAUUUAGUCACAGCAAACCAUGUCGUCAUGUUUGACGAAGAUUGGAAUCCUUUUGUCGACUUGCAAGCUGUUGAUCGAGCUCAUCGUAUAGGUCAAACGAGACAUGUGCAUGUUUGGAGAUUAAUGACAGAAUGGACGAUAGAAGAGCGAAUGGCGUUACGACGGCAGCAAAAAUUACUACUGAACAAAAUGUUGAUUCAAGCCAAUGUUGAAGCGUUAGAAUGUCAGGAUGAUACGGCAACGCAUGAUAAAUUGUCUUCAGAAGAAGUUCGGCGACUUUUACAAUAUGGAAGAACAGCUUUACUGGAAGCUACUUUCGACCAUGAGAUUGAACGGUCCUCUUUGGAAGAUAUUUUGAAAAGAAAACGUCGAGAUUUAAAAGGAUUAGAAGAUGAAAAAUUAAAACAUGCUGAUUUGGAAGAAACAUGUGAAACGGAAAGCGUGUCUUUUCAUGAGGGUUUAUGGAAUGAAGAAAUAGAUGAAUCUGGGAAGGAUUUAUGCUCUAAAAGUGCAAAGGAAAGUAGUACUCCGGGUGAUCCAGAACCUCUCAACAAGGAAUUAGGUGAACAACAGGAAACGAAUGACUUUUCUUUAUACCAUCGACCUCAACGGUUACGUCGUCAACCACCUUUAACCUAUAAUCCAAUGAUACGUUUAGUCAAAGUGCAUGUUGAUCGUAAAAUGAUACGCGAAAGGCGAUGCUUUCAAUGUGGUCACGGUGGAUUACCAGUUGGUUCGAAACCUUCGGAAAAAAACAAAGCUACACCAUUAGUUGGUUGUAUGCGUUGUCCUAAGGUGUACCAUUUAAAAACGUGUUUACAAUUAAAUGAUAUGCCACCCAAAUCAUGGAUGUGUCCAUGGCAUGAAUGUUGUUUAUGUUAUCGUCGAGCUGGAAGUUGUGGUGGUCUUCUAAUUCAUUGUGUUGAAUGUCCUACUGCAUUUUGUUUUGAUUGUUUUCCGCCAGAGUAUAGGAGAUAUGAACCAGGUCCGGCAUUUUUUGAAAAUUUACAAAAAAGGGGUUGGAAUGUUACACCUCAAAAAUUUGUCACGUUUCUUUGCUCAAAAUGUAAAGCUUUAAAAGAACAAGAAAGAAGACGCCAUUUAUCUAAACAACAAUUAGAAGAUGAAAUGAGAACACGUAAGAGUCAAGAUGAUUCUGCUCGAUUGGACGCGAAAAAAGAACAUGUGAAGCAGGGAAAGUCAUUGGCGAAAGAAGAGCGAUUGAAACAAGCGACUGCAAAAAAGCAAUUUUUUGAACAGAAAAAAAAACUCGAUGCUUAUGACAAACAGUUACAAAAUGAUUUGAGAGCAGCAGUGGAUCAAUUAUAUCCACCUCGCUACAUCGAAAUUCUUUGUUUACGUAAAAGCCGUUUUUUAGAAAUGCAUCAACAUACUUCAGAAAGAACACAAGAGGUAGCUGGAGAAGAAAAAUUGGAAGAAAAAAGAGAUCAUUCUAUGAAAUUAAGACCGUGCACAUCCAAUCGAUUGAAAUGCUUUCAAAAAAGACGGUUUAUUCUUCCUGAUCGAUUUAAGCUACCAGGAGAAAUCCUUCGAUUAUGUGAUAAUUGCCAUUUACCUUUACAUGAUGCUUCACAAUGUCCUUUCCCUUUAGAAGUAUGCCGUUCAAGUGUUGUUUUCAAUCCAAUGGUUAAAGUUGAACUCACUGAAAAUACAACAGAAUGUAUUGAAUCUGCAAGUAAAGCUGAACACGUUAACAAUUCUGGUACAGAGGAACUCAACGAAACCAAAUCUCACUCUCGUGAAGUAACGUUGCAAUGCGUGGAAACGCCGUUGCUCACAGAAAAUGAAACAUUGGCGGAACAAACAGAAACAACAGUCGACACGCAUGGGACAUUGGAGGAACGAACGGAAACAACCGCGGACACGCAUGGGACAUUGGAGGAACGAACGGAAACAACCGCGGACACGCCUGGGACAUCAGAGGAACGAACGGAAACAACCGCGGACACGCAUGGGACAUUGGCGGAACGAACAAAAACAACCGUGGACACGAAUGGGACAUUGACGGAACGAGCGGAAACGACCGCGGGCACGAAUGGGACAUUGGCGGAACAAAUAGAAACAACAGUGGACACGAAUGGGACAUUGGCGGAACAAAUAGAAACAACAAUGGACACGAAUGGGACAUUGGCGGAACAAAUAGAAACAACAGUGGACAUGGAGGAGACACUAUCAGAGCCGAUGGAGACGACAUCGGUAGUUAUACAGACAAUGUCGGACGUGGAUGAAACACCAUCGGAAUGCGUACGAACAAAGUCGGAUGAGGAUGAGACGCUACCGGAAUUGAUGCGAAAAAAGACGGAGACAUUAGACACGGCAUUAAAAUUGAUGGAAACCAAGCUAGGCACUAGUGAAACUCUAUUGGAACCAAUGAAAAUGAAAUCGGAAACUUGGGAAACUAAACAAAAAUUCGAACCGUGUCCAAAACUAAAAUGUCGCACUGUCUGCUCAUUAUGUCAAUCCAUUACGAAAUUGCAUUCAAGAAAACACUGUUCUUUAUUAAGUGACACAGAAAAACAAGAGUAUGAAGAACGACGAAAACAAUAUCAUGAUUUCGUUGUGUCGGUUCAAAAAAAAUCAUCUGAAGAAAAGGAUCGCCUUUGCAUUCCGUCCAAUUUCGAAUCCUUCUUUACGGAAACGUACGAUUUGUAUAGUAUAGCAGACAAAAUUUUUGAUGGAACGCGACGUCAACUUGAAUGUGAAUUGCAUAAAAAACUUGGAGAAUGCUUGACUUUAGCUGGACUUGAAAAGUGUAUUGUUGUACAAGAACCAGCUUGUUCACCAAAAGUGUGCUCUAAAGACUCCACGAAAGAUACCGAUCGAGCAGCUCGUCGUAAACAUGUCAAAGUACGCCAAGAAGUUAAAACUCCUAAAAUGGAGGAGGAACAAAAAGGGGCUGUAAAAAAAAAUGUUAUAAAAAAACGUCAUGACACUUCUGUAUGUUGUGAAAAACCCAAAAAACAAAAGACGCAAGAAGAAGAAAAAAAACCGUGCGCUAUUAUACCAUCAAGUUGUUUAACAAAAAUUUUUGAAAAAAAACAAAAUACAGUAGAAGAACAAAUGAAAGCAAGCGCUUCAUGUAGUUUAAAGCCCAAUAUCAAGGAAACAUAUCAGAUGGCUCCUGGUUAUAAAAAUAUAAUUGUCCCAAAUCGAACGCAUGACAUAAAAGAACCUGUGAAAACGUUAGGAGUAAACGGAACGAAUCACUCGAAAAAAAACCACGUGUCCCAAACGUGCGGAACGUCGCGUGUAGGGGUGCGUGGGCCUACACCAGUACCCUAUAUGGGACAACAGCACACUGCUAAAGUCUCAUGUCGCUCGGAUACUAUAGCGUAUCCAAAACAUACAGGCUUACCACAUAGAGCACCCUCUCAACAUACAUUACGGGAUUUGUUCAAUGCUUUUAACGCUCAGAAUGCAUCCAGCAAUGUACGACAUUUGAGUCAUUCAUUAAAUAUUCCUAUGGCAUCAGGACCAUGUUACGCAACGCAUCCGACCUCACCUAACGAUAUGAUGGUAGCAGCAGCCUUUCUAUUUAAUGCUCAACAACAUUCAUCCGAUGUUUUAUCUAUGCAUCCUCACCCUCUUCUAAAUCAUCCCUGUAUGCCUAAUACAUCUCCUUUUUGGACACCUAUGCCACAACCAAUUCUUUCUCCUAUGGACCCUAAUUUUCCUUCAUCAGCUCUUCAGUUCUCGUCUUCGGUGCCAACCACCCUAGUCGAAUCAAUGUCACAAAAGCCUCCAGCCUGUGACACCAGUAAUGAAACAGAUUCCAUGUCUUAA